This is a messenger RNA of Carlito syrichta (Philippine tarsier), 2609 nucleotides long. RefSeq names its product large 60S subunit nuclear export GTPase 1 (gene LSG1). Lineage: Eukaryota; Metazoa; Chordata; Mammalia; Primates; Tarsiidae. The coding region runs from base 308 to 2287 and encodes 659 amino acids. Gene Ontology annotation, molecular function: GTP binding; GTPase activity. Gene Ontology annotation, cellular component: cytosol. The transcript is spliced from 14 exons. The record is from RefSeq and is a predicted model, not a curated record. Gene Ontology annotation, biological process: ribosomal subunit export from nucleus.
UCUCGCCGAACGCUAAAGACCGACGCACAAAUGGGAAUGCACCAUUCGUUUAACUCGAUCGUUCUCUCCAAAUUUGAGACAUUCGUAGUGGCAUCCAUAGUAAAGUUCCAAGAACCAUUUUUAUAUUUAUAGUCUAUAAUACUGGUAAACUCAAAGAGCAUUCUGAAACAAGCCAUUCUUCUUUCCCCUCUCAAUUUCGGGCCUGAAUUGCUUGGACUCGCUCACACGUCACUUCUGGGAGUCGAACACUGAGUAUCGGAAGCCGCAUGCGCUGAUCGGAGACGAUUUGUGAGACCACGGCGUUGCUAUGGGUCGGCGGAGAGCGCCGGGUGGUGGGUCGCUGGGACGGGCCCUCAUCCGCCAUCAGACUCAGCGGAGCCGUAGCCACCGUCACACUGAUUCUUGGUUGCACACAAGUGAACUGAAUGAUGGCUAUGAUUGGGGUCGCCUUAAUCUUCAGUCGGUGACUGAACAGAGCUCCCUUGAUGAUUUCCUUGCAACUGCAGAACUUGCUGGAACAGAGUUUAUAGCUGAGAAACUUAAUAUUAAGUUUGUGCUCCCUGAGGCUAGAACUGGCCUUCUGUCUUUUGAGGAGAGCCAGAGAAUUAAGAAGCUCCAAGAAGAAAACAGACAGUUCUUGUGUAUACCAAGGAGACCAAACUGGGACAAAAAAACUAGCCCAGAAGAACUCAAACAAGCAGAGAAAGAUACCUUUCUAGAAUGGAGACGUCAGCUUGUCCGGCUAGAAGAGGAACAAAAGUUGAUAUUGACUCCAUUUGAGCGAAAUUUGGACUUUUGGCGCCAGCUAUGGAGAGUAAUUGAGAGAAGUGAUAUUGUGGUCCAGAUAGUUGAUGCUCGGAACCCACUCCUAUUCAGAUGUGAGGAUUUGGAAUGUUAUGUGAAAGAAAUAGAUGCCAACAAGGAGAACAUUAUUCUGGUCAACAAGGCCGACCUGCUGACUGCUGAGCAGCGGAGUGCCUGGGCUGAACACUUUGAAAACGAAGGUGUGAAGGUUAUUUUCUGGUCAGCUUUAGCUGGGGCCACUCAGCUGAAUGGUGUCUCUGAGGAACAAGAAAACGGAGAUGAUAGAAGAAGCAACACAACUGAGUUUGAAAACUCCAGUUUUGAUGAGGCUGAAAUUCCAUACAGUGAGACAGAACAUCUCCCAGGCAGAUAUUCUCUCUCACUUAGUGAAGAUCCCACUACUGAUGAAGACAGUAGUGAGUAUGAAGACUGUCAGGAGGAGGAGGAAGAAGAUUGGCAGACGUGUUCAGAAGAAGACAGCAGCCCUGACAAAGAGGCCCAUGACCAGGACUGGAAGGAGAGCUGUACUGUAGACUCUGAGGCUCAAGGCAGGAAAACUCCACAGAAGAGGCAGACACACAAUUAUAGCCACCUGGUAUCAAAACAAGAGUUACUGGAGCUCUUUAAGCAGCUGCACACUGGGAAGAAGGUGAAGGAUGGACAACUUACCGUUGGACUGGUGGGCUACCCUAAUGUUGGUAAAAGUUCAACAAUCAACACAAUCAUGGGCAACAAGAAGGUAUCUGUGUCUGCCACCCCUGGUCACACCAAGCAUUUUCAGACUCUCUAUGUGGAGCCUGGUCUCUGCUUAUGUGACUGCCCGGGCCUGGUGAUGCCAUCUUUUGUGUCUACCAAGGCAGAAAUGAUUUGCAGUGGAAUCCUCCCAAUUGACCAGAUGAGAGAUCAUGUCCCACCUGUGUCAUUAGUUUGCCAGAAUAUUCCAAGACAUGUUUUAGAAGCUACCUGUGGCAUUAAUAUUAUAAAGCCUGGAGAGGGUGAAGAUCCCCAUCGCCCUCCAACAUCAGAAGAGCUGCUGACGGCUUAUGGAUGUAUGCGAGGAUUCAUGACAGCACAUGGACAGCCAGACCAGCCUCGAUCGGCACGCUAUAUCCUGAAGGAUUAUGUCAGUGGUAAGCUGCUGUACUGCCAUCCUCCUCCUGGAAGAGAUCCUGUGACCUUUCAGCAUCAACACCAGCGACUCUUAGAAGGCAAAAUGAAUGAUGAUGAAAUAAAAAUGCAGCCAGGCGGAAACAAAAAAGCAAAGCAGAUUGAAAAUGUGGUUGACAAAGCUUUCUUCCAUCAAGAUAAUGUGAGAGCUUUGACCAAAGGUGUCCAGGCUGUGAUGGGUUAUAAGCCUGGGAGUGGCGUGGUGACAGCUGCUGCUGUGGGCUCUGAGAAUGGGCCUGGGAAGCCCUGGAAAAAACAUGGCAACAGAAAUAAAAAAGAGAAAAGUCGGAGACUCUACAAGCACCUGGAUAUGUGAACUCGGGCCGCAACAGAAAUGGCAUCUCCAUUAUGCAGGUGGAGAAAACAGAAGCUGCUUGUGGCCUGUGGAACUUUCCCAAGAUACUAGCACUGUGGACCCUGCUCUUGUGGAGCAUGGCCACACCCAGCAGGACUGAGGACUCCUGGAAGCACCAGGAGUCCCCAGCACCAGGUCUGACUAAAUGUGUAUCUGGGAGCCUGGAAACCUGUGAUGAUAGAAUGAGUGGUGUAUAUUUAUUUGUGUAAACAUAUGCACAAUGCAUACUAAUUUUGUAAGCCAGGAAUUUUUUGGAAAGGUAUUAAAGUUAAAUUGCCACUAA